Molecule: messenger RNA, 1167 nt
Organism: Halteromyces radiatus
Lineage: Eukaryota; Fungi; Mucoromycota; Mucoromycetes; Mucorales; Cunninghamellaceae
Exons: 2
Coding region: 84-1088 (334 amino acids)
Source: RefSeq, a predicted model, not a curated record
UUUUUUUAUAUAUUUAUUAUUUAUUUUAAUUUUAUUUCUUUUGUUUCGAUCAUCUACCUUUUUUAAUACAAAAUUAAAUCAUAAUGUCUUCUUUAGUGAUUGAUUUGGAAAAUGAGUACGUAUGUAUGGAUGAAGGAUGUUCCAUCCAUGUAAAGGGAAAUCUUUAUUUGAAACUUGGUUCAGAUCAGCAUACAAGAAUUUAUUCAUCCUCUAUACGACUGAUAGGUACAGAGCGAAUUUCAGAGGAAGAAGAUAAGAACAUUAUGGAUGAUGUCUAUCGAUUAUCUUCAUCCGAAUGGCAAUCUAUGCCUUCAGGGCAACAUUACCUUCAUCCUUUCCUAUUGCAUCUUCCCAAAGACUUACCACUGACAUUCUCACAUAGGUAUGGAUCGAUUGAUUAUACACUCAAGGCCAUCAUUCAUGAUGAUCCCCCAUUGAUCGCCGUUCGGACAUUGUACCUUUAUCGACGCCCUCCUUUACCUAUUUCAUCAUCCUUACCCUCUUUACAUACCUCCUCCUGUUCCUCCUGUUCCUCGUCAAUAUCCGAUGAAUUCGUCGAAGAAAAUAGAUCAAAAUUAUGUUGGGGAUUAUCUCAUCAGGCACAAUGGCAAUAUGAAUUGGAAUUACCACAAUGGAUCGAUGCCACCCAAUCUUUUGUUUGUUCUUUACGGACACGGAUGCGUCAUCAUCAAUCUAACUCCUCUUUGACCUCUUGUAUGAUUGGUAUUCAACUUUAUGAAUCUAUAGAGAUUGGGCUACAAACAAACGAACCAAUGAUAUUGCUAACAACCAGUCAAGUGCUCGUUCAACCUUCCUCCACAUGGACAUGUCCGUGCACGAUUCCUGUUUUUUUACAUCAAUUGCCUACAUCAAGUACAUUCCGUUCACCUCGUAUCCAUGUCCACCAUCAUCUAUGUAUUACACUCAACUAUUGUUCACCUCUUGGUCAGUCAGAUACCGUUCAUCUUGAAUGCAUCGUUCCUUUGAUUGUUCCUCCUUCUCUCUCUUCCCCAUCACUUCAUCUGCCAUUGAUUCCCCAUUUGCACUCUACUGAACACACCUUCCUUCCUGAAAUAGAUUUGAAAUAAAAAAAAAAUUAUACAUCAUGAAUUCAAAAGAGAGAGAGAGAGAAAAAAUAAUAAUAAUAAUUGUGUCCAUGUCAUGUAU